AUGCUAACUUUAGCAGAAACCGGACAUCAAGAUAUAAUUAACAAGUUUGGUGAAGAAUUUGAAUUUCGAAUCGGGUCAAGUUUUAAAAAAAAGAAUCUUGAAGUUGACACAGAAGAAAUAGAUUUUACAAAUGAGGCAACCAUAAAGUUAGCAGAGAGUAAAGAAACAUUUGAAAUUAAUUAUAAUGAACAAAAUGGGGCAGAGUAUCCACUAAAAUUAACAGGACAUUUGGUUGAAGAUCGUCAUAAUAAUAAUACUUAUGAUCCAGAAGCCAUUAAAAAAUGUUUAAUGAUUUUUGAUGAGGAAACAAACACAUGGUCAUUAGAAAUUGUGAAAUCUAGUUAUCAUGUUAAUACAGGUGAAUUUGAUAAUUUUGAAACAUCUAAUUCAGCUUCAUCUGAUGAUAGUAGUAGUAAUGAUAGUUCAUCUGAAAAUGGUAAUGACAAGGAUGAUUCAGAUUCUGGGGAAUCAACAUUGAAUCCUGAAUUUGUUGAACUCACAUCAAUGAUGAAAACUUCAUUGAAUCAAGAAAACAGAAUCAAUAACUUAAAUUGUACUAAGAUAAAAAUAAAUAACAAGUUGAAUGUUGCAGCAAAUCAUAAUUCAUGUCCUAUGUCAUUAGAACAAUUUUUGGGUGGUGGAGAAAAAGAAGAAAAUGAUGAUGAAAAUGGUUCCUCAUCAUAA
This is a messenger RNA of Entrophospora sp. SA101, 684 nucleotides long. The record is from the annotation of a GenBank genome assembly. Lineage: Eukaryota; Fungi; Glomeromycota; Glomeromycetes; Entrophosporales; Entrophosporaceae.